Didymella exigua CBS 183.55 is the source of this 1629-nucleotide messenger RNA. RefSeq lists its product as uncharacterized. NCBI's taxonomy places the organism in Eukaryota, Fungi, Ascomycota, Dothideomycetes, Pleosporales, Didymellaceae. Gene Ontology annotation, molecular function: heme binding. The record is from RefSeq and is a predicted model, not a curated record. The transcript has a single exon. Bases 157 to 1290 code for a protein of 377 amino acids.
GAGCAGCAGUGACGGCGUGGCGUCGAGUGAGACGUGAGAUCAUGGAGGACUAGCGCUGCUCAGCCCUACGUCUGCUCGGUCUUCUAGGGGCGCGAUCAUCCCGAGCCCGACUUUCCCAUUCAGGGUCCACCACCCCUUCUCCUCCGCCCGCAAGAAAUGCUCGUUGCGGUCUCUAUUCUGGCCAUAUCGCUGUCGAUACUAAUAUACCACCACCCGCCGUCCACAUGGCCAGCUUACUUCGCCGACGCGCAGGGCUCUGCGGCGCCUAUGAAGCCGGAACAGUCGCAAGUGGGUGAAGACCGCCCCGCUGAACAGCAACAAGCAGAGUCGCAAGGCCAGAAAGAGGCGGACACGCCACUUCAGGACUUUUCGCCUGCAACAACGCCCAAAGCUACGGCCAGCAACGCAGAUGCGCCGGCCAUCCCGUCCUUUACGCUCCAGGAACACCUCAGCUCCAGUGAGAGCGAAGAUGAGGACAAUUUGCCGCCGCCUUCGUUCCCUGCGCUGAACUCAGCGCAGCGGGCCUCGAAACCAGCAGCGAGCCCGCCGAGCUUCACCAUGUCACCACCGCCCCAGCCCAACGUCAUGGCUCCCACAUCGAACGGCAGCAUGGCCCCGCCAUCGAAACUCUCGCCCUCGCCCUCGCUCAUGGCUCCGCCGCCUCGGGUCUCCGCCUCGAGUCUGCGCCCCUUACCCUCGGCAUCUGCCUCACAGGGCAUUAGCGCACCAGCCACAGGCCUCGUGCCUCCUCGUGGACCCGCCGCACCGGGACUUGUUCCACCACGAGGACCCGUACCGAAUCGCGGCCCAGUGUUGAACAGAGGCCCACCAACACCAAAUGGCUCUCUUGCUCUACCUCCCUCAGGCAAACCGAGUGUCACUAAGAUACCCAAUGCACGCAAUAAAGUACAGCUCACACCCGGGCACUCACCUCUUGACUGGGCCAAUCUGCAACGCAGUAACACCAAUCUUUCUGGUGUGAGCUCACUUGUGCGAGUCACGCCCUCGAUGCUGAAGUUCAUGAACGGGCGCAAAGACAAAGAGACUGGCAAGAUGAAGGAUGUAUGGUCAGUCUACCAAGGGAAGGUAUACAAUAUCAGCCCUUAUCUACCUUAUCAUCCUGGUGGGGAGGGCGAGCUGCGAAGAGCGGCGGGAAAGGAUGGUACGAAACUGUUUAUGGAGGUACAUCCGUGGGUGAACUGGGAGAACAUGUUGGGUGAGUGCAUGGUUGGUAUCUUCGUGUCUGAGGAGCAACCGCCGACCAAAAGCACCUUGGAGGACAUGGAUUAGGCGAACAACAGUCAAAUACCCUAUAGACUUGCAAUGGGUGGCGUUUUGGUAUGUAGAUCCACACACGAUUAUGCACGCAAAUAUCGACCAAUCCGUUGUCGGUUCUAAGAGAGUGUCAACCUUUACACUGCAAAGGACGGCAACAACCCCCACAGUCCCAGUUCCCCGUCUUUCUAUUCGCUCCCAGAUCACCAAUUCCCGACCUGCACAUCAACAAUCUAAUGAAGCGCCUGUCGUCACUCGUUAAGAACGCACCAGCCGCGGAUCCCCAGGCAGAAUCCCAUCCCUCCCCUCCGCAGCAUCAAUCGCAUACCCAAAGAUGAGGUUAUCAUAACCCGC